CGAGGAGCGGCGGCGCGAGAUGAGCCAGGCCAGGCGGAAGCGCGGCGCUUCCCGGCGUGCCCCGCGCGACCCGUGGCGGAGCUUGGCGCGGCUUCCGGGGGGAAAGGGAGCGGCAGCGGCGGGGCUCGGCGGCCGGGCCAAGAUGGCGGUGCAGGAGUCGGCCGCCCAGCUCUCCAUGACGCUCAAGGUGCAGGAGUACCCCACGCUCAAGGUGCCAUAUGAAACACUGAACAAACGAUUCCGGGCUGCUCAGAAGAACAUUGACCGAGAGACCAGCCACGUUACUAUGGUGGUAGCCGAGUUGGAGAAGACGCUGAGCAGCUGUCCAGCGGUGGAUUCUGUGGUUAGUCUCCUUGAUGGAGUAGUUGAAAAGCUCAGUGUUUUGAAACGAAAGGCGGUUGAAUCAAUCCAGGCUGAAGAUGAGAGUGCAAAGUUAUGCAAGCGCAGGAUCGAGCAUCUUAAAGAGCACAGCAGCGAUCAACCGGCUGCUGCCAACAUGUGGAAGAAAAAACGCAUGGAUCGCAUGAUGGUCGAACAUCUCUUACGGUGUGGUUACUACAACACAGCUGUAAAACUAGCCAGGCAAAGCGGUAUUGAGGACUUGGUAAACAUUGAGAUGUUUUUGACUGCCAAAGAAGUAGAAGAAUCGUUGGAAAGGCAAGAAACAAUGACUUGCUUAGCUUGGUGUCACGAUAACAAGUCUAGGCUCAGGAAGAUGAAGAGUUGUCUGGAGUUCAGCCUAAGGAUUCAGGAGUUCAUUGAACUUAUUCGACAGAACAAGAGGCUGGAUGCUGUGAGGCACGCGAGGAAACAUUUCAGCCAGGCUGAAGGAAGUCAGCUGGAUGAAGUGCGGCAAGUGAUGGGGAUGUUAGCCUUUCCUUCUGACACCCACAUCUCUCCUUACAAGGAUCUUCUGGACCCUGCCCGAUGGAGGAUGCUAAUCCAGCAGUUUAGAUACGAUAACUACAGGCUGCAUCAGUUGGGGAACAAUUCGGUCUUCACUAUAACACUCCAGGCUGGACUCUCCGCUAUAAAAACACCACAAUGCUAUAAAGAAGACGGCAGUUCCAAAAACCCGGACUGCCCAGUGUGUAGCAAGUCCCUCAAUAAGCUGGCUCAGCCUCUGCCCAUGGCCCACUGUGCCAACUCCCGCCUCGUCUGCAAGAUUUCCGGAGAUGUGAUGAAUGAAAACAACCCUCCCAUGAUGCUUCCAAAUGGAUAUGUGUAUGGAUACAAUUCUUUGCUUUCUGUUCGCCAAGAUGACAAAGUCAUUUGCCCAAGAACCAAAGAGGUCUUCAGCUUCUCACAAGCUGAGAAAGUCUACAUUAUGUAACUCCCUUGUACAAAGUGCCGCUGGAAUUUGACACAGUAUAUUCUGGCAUGUCCUUAAAGCAAGAUCUCGUGUGUGGCAAAGAGACCAGCCAUCUUGGGGGGGGGAGGGUCAGAUUUGUUGGUGGCAUUUUUUAUUGCGACCAAAGAUCAAUAAGCAACAAUAUACACUCUAAACAUGAGGAAGUAUGACUAACAGUUUGUACUUUGGAGGGAACAAAUUUUUGAAUGCUUGGAUUUUGUAACAGCAAUUGGACUUUUCUCUCACACUCAUCCAGCAGAAGCUCACUCAAAAAAAAUGGACCAUUUCACUUGAAAGAGGAAAUUGCAGUGGAUCCCCAAAAGGUCAUGUCUCCCUUCAGUCCUGUUCUCAGCAUCUCCACUGUGAGCCCAUGUUGGGAAAACUGAUAUUUAAGGAAGUUAAAUAUGCAAAUAUGCGGUGUGUACACACCUGGGAGUUGGCAGCCAGCUGCAGCUUCUGAAUGUGUGUCCACCUUCCGGCUCCCAGUGUGCUUGUGUCCCCUUAGAAGGCAGUGGUGGUCGCCACACAGGAUGCAAACUGGAUACACGUCUGCCAUGUGGGCAGUGCGAAGUAGCCCUUGGUGUGCUUCACUCCUCUGUUCACUGCUGGUAGAGAAGCUCUUGGUUUUGAUCUCCCUCUCCACCUUUUAAAUGUUUCUGUAUGCCACAGUAGCUCUUCAUGGGACAGAUGCCGACAGAAUUGACACAAGGCCUGACUUCACCAGAAGAAUUAGAAGUUCCUCUGAAGGGAAAUAAGAAGUAUUUCUUCUCCCAGUCCCCUUUCCAGAAACCCCUUCCCUCUUGAAGCAUCGUAGAAAAAUUUCAUAAAUACAGACACAACUGAGAACAUUACAGGCGUAAAUGCACUGCUUGUAUGUCCAUUUCCCAGUUUACCAUAGUGUUAAAAGUCCUUAUUAGUUACUACAUGCAUAGGAUUCAGUAUCAAACCAUUAGUGCUACUGCCUUAUUUCUUGCUUUGAGAAUGUACUCACAUUUUUUUAAAAAAAUCAACCUUAAAUGUUUGGCAAGUUUUUGAAGAUGGCUUGCAGGAUAAUUAUGUAAUUUUAGGGUGUUCAUUACAGAAGAGAUUAGUUCAAUUCUAACAGCUACAAAUCACACCCAUAUCACUCUCCAAACAAAACCAUUGUAAAAUUAAAAUCAUACAGUAGGAGUUUGUAUUUAGCAUUUAUUUUUGCAUGUUGAUGUUGAUUAGCUAAUAAAGACUGUAAACAAACGUU
Messenger RNA from Heteronotia binoei (common prickly gecko), 2588 nucleotides. It is a transcript of the gene MAEA, whose product is annotated as macrophage erythroblast attacher, E3 ubiquitin ligase. Gene Ontology annotation, molecular function: protein binding; ubiquitin protein ligase activity. The record is from RefSeq and is a predicted model, not a curated record. NCBI's taxonomy places the organism in Eukaryota, Metazoa, Chordata, Lepidosauria, Squamata, Gekkonidae. Gene Ontology annotation, biological process: proteasome-mediated ubiquitin-dependent protein catabolic process. Gene Ontology annotation, cellular component: GID complex; nucleus; cytoplasm. The transcript is spliced from 9 exons. Bases 20 to 1333 code for a protein of 437 amino acids.